CCUCUGCUCUCCCCUGCUCUGGUGCUGCCUAUGCUGAUGUUGUUACAUCACACUGGCUCACAGACUGACUGCUGAAGCUCCUGCAGAGCCGACAAGGACCCCAGACCAGCAGAAUCUAUCUGAAUAUCUCUGGAUCCGAUUUUUGGCUAUUCUGUUUUAUUUCUGUGUGAUUUUUUAUUCGGAAUAUUAAUUUCGGGAGGAUGUAGGUAGAUCGCAGUGCGAGAGAUUCCACAUACCGCUAGUCGAAAAAAAGGCGACAAAAAAAAUACAACAGAAAAAGGCGACAAGCCCUGCGCAUGAUGACAGAUGGACUAUCUAAAUCCUCACGCAUCACCAGUAACCUUUCCGAGGGACUUUUCUCCCUAACGCGGCUAAUAAUGCAGUACUGUGUACCAUAAUCUGAAAAUAGCAUUUAGGCAACGCUGCCUUCUCAGAAAACACCGCAUUGCCGCUGAAGGAUGAAAACAACGGCAGCACCUCCGCAGUCCUCUGAAAGCAGAAGAAUUUCCAAAACAAGUUCGUCUGUCUUGUCUUGACUGACUUGCUUGGCAGUUGACACCAAUAUUAGUCUCUCUCUUGAGUGUUAAUAUUGAAUAUUUAUUUUUGAAAACAUAAAGGAAUUGAAAAUAUAAUUUUUUAAGGGAAUUUUCUCCUUCGUCUCAACAGCUGUGUUUGACAUAUGUUCCGAACGUAAACAGGCAUUGCACCUGUGCCCAGUCUAUAACAGGUUACGCCCAUGUAAAAUGGAGGAUAGCUUUGAUUGCGACUGCGGUGAGCUUGAGCCACCCGAUUGUUGAGGGGGAGACUACUCUGUAAAGAUUAAAAGGCAAGACACCAUUUUGGAUCAGCGGUGGUUUCAACAGGAAGAAGAAGAUUUGAGGAAAAUAAAAAUAAAAGAUUUUACAAUUGUAGUGCUUUUUGGCACAAUUAGAAUCAAUGCAGCUACACAGGAUGGGUCUAUCACUGAAUGUAUCUGCACUGUGAGGAUGCGACGAGAUGCUGUUGUAGUUUUUGAAUUGGCCUCUGAGUUCAUUCCAUUACUGCUGGCUGUCAAACACUAAACUUCUAAAAACGGUUUAAUAACCGGAGAAGCUAUAAGAAAAAAAACGAUUUGAAAAAGGAAUUCAAAUUAGGGGGAAAAACUGGCUCCAUUUGUCAGACAAACAUGACUUUCUACUCUGGUUGUGAGUCAGAGAGCGGUGUGGUUCUGUGAGGGUUAGACGGGGGGAAACAGUAGUCUUCUGUGUAAGGGUUAUAUCACCCACAUUCACAUUUUCACAAUAUAACACACCAGUUAAGAAAUCUAUAGAUUAUUAUCAGUCAGUUCAUCCAUUUUGUAUUGAACAAUCCCAAAGUCAAUAGAAACUUAGUCAAAAGUCCACACCAAAUCCAAAAUGGCGGAGAAGUUUGAGUCUCUGAUGAACAUCCAUGGGUUUGACCUGGGCCCACGCUACAUGGACCUGAAGCCUCUGGGCUACGGAGGGAACGGCCUGGUGUUCUCGGCCGUCGACACGGACUGCGACAAACGUGUGGCGGUGAAGAAGAUCAUCCUGACGGACCCUCAGAGCGUCAAACACGCCCUGAGGGAGAUCAAGAUCAUCAGGAGGCUGGACCACGACAACACCGUCAAGGUGUUUGAGACGCUAGGGCCCAGCGGUCGCCACCUAACAGAGGACAUAGUCUCUCUGACAGAGGUGAACUCUGUGUAUAUCGUCCAGGAGUACAUGGAGACAGACCUGUGUCAGCUCCUGGAGAGGGGUCUUCUCUCUGAGGACCACGCCAGGCUCUUCCUGUACCAGCUGCUGAGAGGCCUCAAGUACAUCCACUCUGCCAACGUACUGCACCGAGACCUGAAGCCUGCCAACCUGUUCGUCAACACAGAGGACCUGGUGCUGAAGAUAGGGGACUUUGGACUGGCCCGGAUCAUGGACCCUCACUACUCACACAAGGGUCAUCUUUCUGAGGGCUUGGUGACUAAAUGGUACCGGUCUCCUCGCCUGCUGCUCUCUCCUAACAACUACACCAAGGCCAUCGACAUGUGGGCCGCCGGAUGCAUCUUCGCUGAGAUGCUCACCGGGAAAACACUCUUCGCAGGAGCCCACGAGCUUGAGCAGAUGCAGCUGAUCCUGGAGUCCAUCCCUGUGCUGAGAGAAGAGGACAGACAGGAGUUACACAGUGUUAUCCCCGUCUUCAUACACAGUGACAUGUCCCAGCCACACAACCCGCUGGACAAGCUACUGCCUGACGUCAGCCCACAGGCCCUGGACUUCCUGCAAAAGAUCCUGACCUUUAACCCCAUGGACCGUCUGACAGCAGAAGAGGCCCUAGCCCACCCCUACAUGUCCGACUACUCCUUCCCCCUGGACGAACCCAUCUCCCUGCACCCCUUCCACAUAGAGGACGAGGUGGAUGAUAUCUUACUGAUGGACCAGGGCCACAGCCAUACCUGGGACAGGUACCGUGACAGCCAGCUUUCAGAAGGGGACUGGCACCUCCACACCCACAGCACUCUGGACACUGACGAGGUGCAGGUGGACCCUCGGGCUCUGUCUGACCAAACUGAUGAGGAGGAGGUCCAGGUGGACCCUCGUAAGUAUGCAGACGGAGACAGGGAGUUCCUGGACGAUCCAUCCUACGGCUACUCCUCCCUCUUCACUCCCGAUCGCUCGUGGCCCGACCCCGAUGACGAACACCUCGACCUUCACCACGAGAACAAGUACUGUGACCUGGAGUGUUCCCACACCUGCAACUACAAGGCUGUGUCUCCGUCCUACCUGGACAACCUGAUCUGGAGGGACAGCGAGGUCAACCACUACUACGAGCCCAAGCUCAUCAUAGACCUGUCCAACUGGAAGGAGCAACAGAGUAAAGAGAAACAGGCUGCAGGCAGAGACAAGGAGCACAAAGCCCAGAAGAGCAAGUGUGAGAAGAACGGCCUGGUGAAGGCUCAGAUGUUUCUACAGGUAGAGAAGAGCCAGGGCCCGGUGGAGAAGGACUCCCAGCAGGAGAAGAACCAGACCCAGGCUACUCAACAGAACCAAGGCUUUGACUUUGACUCCUUCAUCGCCGGCACCAUCAAACUGAGCCUGCAAACCGAGCCCAGCGAGGUGGGACUCCUGAGCGAGGUGGGACUCCUGAGCGAGGUUGGAGUGAGCCUCCUGAGCGAGGUGGGCCUCCUGAACGAGCUCAACUCGUCUGUGUCCCAGCUGGAGGCUCCGCGGUCAGGCUCCAUGUCCAAAUCCAUCAGCCAGGAGAAGGAGGAGAAGUGUCUGGUGAACUUUGCUCAGGUCAGCAGCACCGUGGGGACCACUGGGUCUGGGGCGCGUCCCGCUCACCCCUGGGAGAGCUUCGGAGGUGGGGAGAGGGUGGAGGAGGUGAGAGGUGGGGGUCUGAUGGACGAGGCGGGGCGCUGGGAUGUUGGGAAAGAGGAGCAGCACCAGAAGGACAGCUCCUACACCAGCUACCUGGACAGACUGUUCAGCAGGAAGGACGAGGGGGGUGGGGAGAGUGCUGCUAGCGCCGCCGACACCCCAGAACCUGAGCCCUCGGAGGUGGGAGGGGAGAGGGAACGGGACGAGGGGGGCUUCCUGGCGCGGAACGGAGAAAUCAUGUUUAACAUGCAGCUGGACUCUCUGGCGCUGCCGGGGUUCGACGCUACGACCGACCUGCCGCUCAAAUCCAUCCAGGCCUCCCUCGCUCCCUCCACUGUCAAAUGCUCGCCUCAGAUCGCCCACACAACCUACAGCAGCUUCUUCAAGCAUCUGAAUUAAAAACACAUGAUACAAUACCAUGCUCCUCACAGUGCAAGAUCUCUAGGCUGGUUCUGUUCUGUUGUCCUUGUAUUUUAUUUCAUUAUGAUAGUAAUGUUAUUUUACUUGAAUCAUUUCAUACCUUAUCGUAUGGUUCCUUUUUAAAAAAUACACUUUUUUUUUUUUUUUUUUGUAGGAGUUUUGAAGGUAAAAUAGACUGGGUUGAAAGUUGCUAAAAGAUCAAACUUCAGAGUUGGUACCUCUGGGUCACUGGGCCCUACCUGAGUUGAUCUCCUGAAUUAUCCCUCAGCAUCCACAAACUGGCAGCAUUUACACUGCACACUGAGUACUGUAGACUAAAGGAGAGGAAAGGAGGAGUGGGGAAGAGGGAGAUGGAGAAUUGGAUAGGAGGUAUAGAGGGAUAUGAAAAGUGGUGCUAUGUUAGCAGAACAGCCUGUUCAUCCUGCAGCCUUCCCCUGAGGGAGGUCAUCACUGAUCUAGACCUGGUUGGAUAAGUGAAAGGAAGGUUUGCACCCUAUUACUUCAACCGAUCUAACCUUCUCAGAUCAGUGAUGUGGUCAACGAAGGAAGAGAUGUGUAGAGAUCCCAUCUUUGUAUCAGUGCCAUUAGUGUAUGUGACAACAUGGGCAGUGCCAUUGAGGUUAGCUCCAUUUUAAAGUAGUACAUUUUCUUUUGAUGUUUGAAAAGAGUGUAACGGUAAUAUUGGUGACUUACCGCCACAUGCAAUGCUGGACUCUUGAACCAAAUCUUUAUUUUGGCCACUAGAUGGCGGUCAUAUAGCUUAAAGCCAUUUACAAACUAGGCAAACCAAUUUGAAGAAGACAAUGCUCUGAUCAUCGGCUAAUCGCUCCCAACCCAUAGGAAUCCCCACCCAGUUGAAUACUUUAAAAUGGUGGAAGCCCUCAAUGUCCAUGCAAAAAAACAGGUUAUUUCCAAGUAAUGAUCUCUAUACAUCUCCAUGGGAAGGAUACAUAUCUUAGCAGGGCCAAUGUGAGAAGAUGGAGGGCAUUGUAUACUGAAGGAGAGAGGUGUAUUGUGGGAGACGUAGUCUUACGAACGUCGCCAUCGCUGUAGGCCUUUUCACUAUUAUUUUUACCAAGUGUUUAACUUAUUUCUGUAUCAUUUCUCAAAAGAGGCUUCCUUAAACCCCCUCAUUUCAUACUGUAGUUUAUUUGACACAUGAUGCCAGCAGCGAAGCAUUAUAUGUGGACCUUUUUUGUAAAUGUGUUAUCUACCUCAAGGUAACAGCAGCGAGAGACACUCGAAGCUGCACUAGUGCUUUACACACACACACACUGCAUUGACAUAGUGACCUUCUCUUCUGAUUGACAGUCGUGUUUCCAUCAUUAUUUAUUUCUAGCAGAUAUUUAUUUGAACGGGACAACGUGUUUAUUUCAAUGUAACUGUCCUGGACACCAAGGCGUUGGACGAGGGGGAGGGAGAGAGAUGGAAGGACAUCCAUUUUCAUUUUGUCACUAUGUUGAGUAUGUGGCUCAUUUAGUUAUGGUAGGAUGCAAGUUAAUAAUUAAUCUGUUUUAAGUUAUAGAAGCUUUCCAUUUUCAAUCAUUUGUCAUAAUAUUUUAUUUAUAGGUGCAUUCUGUUUUUUUGGGGGGGAACUGCUUCAUGAGAAGCGCCUAAAAGUCUUAAUUUUUUUAAAAAUCUAAAUGUAAAUUGUUAAAAUCGUGUGCAUGGAAGAAACAGGAGGUACAUUAAAACAAAGUUAAUGGUGUACGUCAUUACAUUUUAUUUUAAAUGUACGUUUUUAUUACAUAUUUUAUUUUCCAAGCAAGCAUGAUACGAUUAGGGUAUGAAGGUGUAGCAUGUACAUUGUUUUGCCUUUAAAAGCUGCCUCUCCAUUCUUUUGUAAUCAUCGGUUCCCCUGUUCUACGAAAUAUCUAAUUAAUAAACAUGGCCAGCAAAGA
Coregonus clupeaformis (lake whitefish) is the source of this 5692-nucleotide messenger RNA. Its product is annotated as mitogen-activated protein kinase 6-like. Gene Ontology annotation, biological process: cell surface receptor signaling pathway; intracellular signal transduction; protein phosphorylation. NCBI's taxonomy places the organism in Eukaryota, Metazoa, Chordata, Actinopteri, Salmoniformes, Salmonidae. The record is from RefSeq and is a predicted model, not a curated record. Gene Ontology annotation, cellular component: nucleus; cytoplasm. The transcript has 8 exons. The coding region runs from base 1395 to 3770 and encodes 791 amino acids. Gene Ontology annotation, molecular function: ATP binding; MAP kinase activity.